This is a messenger RNA of Populus trichocarpa (black cottonwood), 1986 nucleotides long. RefSeq lists its product as uncharacterized. The transcript has a single exon. Gene Ontology annotation, biological process: meristem development; meristem maintenance. NCBI's taxonomy places the organism in Eukaryota, Viridiplantae, Streptophyta, Magnoliopsida, Malpighiales, Salicaceae. The record is from RefSeq and is a predicted model, not a curated record. The coding region runs from base 1 to 1986 and encodes 661 amino acids.
AUGGAAGAGGUGAAAGAAACUAUGCUUGAUAUUAGAGAAGAGCAAAUGGUGUCAUUCACUGGUGACAGCAUACCAACUCUAAGAACAGCCCAUUUCCUCAAACCUACUUUGGCCACUAGUACAAGGUCAGUCCCCAAGCCCCCUACAUGUUCUCUAUCUUCUCUACCUUCAACUUUCGAGCCUAAAGAAUGGCUUCUGAAGAUAAACUUCAGUGGUUGGCAGAAGCCUAAACUGAACUGGGCAACAUGGGUUCAUAAGUUGAAAUUCAAGUAUCAGUCUUUAUGGAAGAAGGCUGGAAUUUAUGAAGCCAUCAUGCAUUCUACAUUCAUUGUUGUAAGAGACUAUGAUUUUAUCAUUGGACUUGCAGAGAAAUGGUGUCCUAAAACCAACACAUUUGUAUUUCCUUGGGGAGAAGCAACCAUCACCUUAGAGGAUAUGAUCAUUUUGGGAGGGUACUCUGUUUUAGGUUCCCCCGUUUCUUCAUGCUCUGAUUAUGAAAGCAGAGAAUUGAAGGAAAUUGAAGAUAAACUAGCUGAAGCUGGGAGGAAUAUCAGCAGGGGUAAGGUUAUUAAGCCUUGCCAAUCUAAAUGGAUGGAGAAGUUCAUGGACAGCGGGAGUGAAAUCGAGCACGAAGCUUUUCUUUCACUUUGGCUGGCAAGGUAUGUUUUUCGAGAUUCUGAUAUUGCACUCAAGGACCAUUUUUUUCCAAUAGCAAUUCAAAUGGCAAGAGGGGAACGUAUUGCACUUGCUCCAGCAGUUCUGGCUAGCAUUUAUAGAGACUUGAGUUUGUUGAAAGAAACAAUUGUUUUUACCACCAAGUUAGAGACUUUUGAGGAUGGUGUAUUGGCACUAACAAUUUGGUCACCGUUUCUGUUAGUCCAGAUUUGGGGUUGGGAGAGGUUUCCGAUGUUCCAACCGAAGCCCCUUUUCCUCAAGAAUGGUGAUCCCAGAUGUGCUUUAUGGGAUAGUGUGAAAGGUGUCAAAGUUGAGAAUGCAAGGCUGGCUUUGGAUUCAGCUGGGGAGACUUUUCGAUGGCGGCCUUAUGCUAACCCAGGAGUAAGAGGUUGGCACUUCCCGGAGUUUUACAGAGAGAAAGGAGAAUGGCUAGACCUGGGAUCUAAUGAAGAUUUGUUGUCAUUUUCCCUAUGCUUGACAGUAUCCAAGAUGGAUGGUCUAGGCUGUUCAGAACUGUAUCUUCCUCAUCGAGUGGCAAUGCAAUUCGGAAUGGAUCAAGAUGUUCCUGCUCUUGUAGCUCGAUCAAAUGAAUGCUGCAAAUGUGCAUCGAAAAAUUACAUUAGGUCAUUUUCCAAUUCCAAAUUCUAUUUUCCACCUCGGUUAUUCGAGUCUGAUGUUACCAUUAGAUACUUGAACUGGUGGAGAGGGUCGGUGCAAGAGGUGACUAAGGAUGUGACUGAAGGUGUUGUGCGAAGGAAACGAAGUUUCAGAAAGAGAUCAAAUCGAGUUCCAUGGGUUUCAAUAAAGAAUGAAGGCAAUGAUUUAAAUGUCCCCCCUGGUUUUCCUCCCAAAUCUGGCAGGGUGAAAGAAGGGGAUGCGGCUGAGAAUGAAAAAACAACUUUGGAAGAUAUAUUAAGAGACUGUAGCCUUCAUAACAGUUUAGACAGAAGGGAAGGUACAUCUGUUUAUACUUAUGGUCUCGCUCACAGUCCUUCAAUUGUAAAAACAGGCGGUGCAGGUUUUCGAAAGAUCGAGUCGCUAACAGAACCAGAAGGAAAAACCACGCAGGUUAAAGCUGGGAAGGAUGGUUUGCAAAGAGCCUUAGAAGACGCAGACGUGUGCAUAGUUGAGACUUCUGCUAACAACAUGGCGAGCACCAACAAAGAUGCAGAAGAAAGCAACGGCUCAGUCUUUCAGAUCCCAGUAAAUGAACUUGAUGCUCGGGUUGCUAGGCUUGAGAUAGUAAUGGCCAAGUUAAAAGCAGCAAGAUCAUGUUUGUCAAAAACCCCACAGAAGAAUCUGCUCCCCUGA